Molecule: messenger RNA, 1815 nt
Organism: Cyphellophora europaea CBS 101466
Lineage: Eukaryota; Fungi; Ascomycota; Eurotiomycetes; Chaetothyriales; Cyphellophoraceae
Exons: 2
Coding region: 1-1815 (604 amino acids)
Source: RefSeq, a predicted model, not a curated record
AUGGCGGCUACUUGCACGAGGCUAUGGACUUGCUCCCGCUGCUUCCAGAUGCAGCGGCGAUCGCAGGUCCGGUGUAGAACUACAGCUCGCCCCACUGCACGAUACCUAUCGUCUACCCCACCGCGAGCAGAGGAGAAGCCAACCGAAAGGGAUGCACCAACUCCGACGCAAGAGGAGGAGCAGGGAGCUAUGUCUCGUCGACUUUCCGCGAUGGUAGAGGAAUCGAUAGACACGGGCAGCAAAUCUGACCGUCGCACGAUGCAGUCCGCGUCCAACACUUUCUCAGAACAGCUCAAAGCUCAGCUCGAGGCUCGAAUAGCGGAGUCAUCGUUCAGAACAGAGAAUCAACUGGCGCAUACCGAGGCUAAUCUGCCAACUUAUGCUGGUAAGGGCACCUCAUCCACCGCCACCGCGCCGCAUUGGACUGGAUCCGAGCCAGUCGAAGACGCAGCCUUACGAAUGCUUGACGAUGCGCACAAGAAAUUGCGCUCUUCUCCACGUCCACCACGAGUACCUCAGAACGUCAAUCUGCGCCCACAGCCAAAGGCAAAAGUCUCCCAAGGUGCCCGGCUCGCCACCGCCAGAGACAAGACUUCUAUCUACGCGUUCUCUCAGCAAGAGGACAUGUCGGAGGAAGAGCGUGAAAGGUUUCGCAAGGAGCUCAAGGAUCGUUUCUCACCUGGCGUACGUCCAAUGCCUCAGACGUUGCAGGGUUUGACAUCUUUAGCGAACGAGCGCAUUGAGGAUGCCAUUGCGCGCGGGCAAUUCAAGAAUAUCAAGCGGGGCAAGGACGUCAAUACACAACGCGACUACAAUGCCAACAGCCCCUUCCUCGAUACUACCGAAUACUUCAUGAACAAGAUCAUUCAGAAGCAGGAAAUCGUACCACCAUGGAUUGAGAAACAGCAAGAGCUCGCCAAGCUAGUGGAUUCGUUUCGCAAGCGCUUGCGGAGCGACUGGCGCAGACAUGCCGCACGUAUGAUUGCUAGCGAGGGUGGAAGUCUGGAGCAGCAGGUCACACGAGCCAGGGGGUAUGCACUGGCGGAAGACAUCGUCAAUCCGCGGUCCACAGAAAGGCAGAAGAUGACGGGAAUCAGCAGCGACGGCAACCUCGUCAAUCUCACCGUCGAGGACCGCAUCGCCGCGGGCAUCCAAGCCGAGAAACCGGAACCAAAAGUGAAGGUAGAGCUUAAAAUCGAAAGGGAGCUCGAGGACGAGAUGCAGACCGUGGCCUCCAUUUCUGCUGCCACCUCCCCAACUCCAUCCAAUGUCGCCACGACUGCCGUAUCCGAGCACACUCCCAUCCCCAACGAAACACCCUCUCCCAGCUCGGAUUCCCCAGCACCGGCAUCCUCGCCACCCCACCAACCAACCCGCGUCCUCCCAACCGCCCACCCGUUCCGCGACCCCGCAUGGCAGCGCACCGAACACGCCUACCACACGCUCGCCAUCGACGAAAUCAACUCCUUCACCCGCUCCUACAAUCUCAUGGCGCCCAAGAUCGCACAAAAGCCCUACACGAACCUGGAGCGCGAGCUGAAGCGCUGCUUCGCGACCGUGGCGCCGCAGCUCGCGGACGAGAUCGUCGAGCGCGCCCGUCGGCCCACGGUCAAAGGCUUUGGCGCCAAGGCUGAUGGUGGGGGCAAAGGGGUGUUGGAGCGCGUGGUCGGCAGCGGCGCGAGGGAGUGGAGUGGGCACGAGGGUGUCAUUAGGGAUGAGGGGGUCGAGAAGGGGUAUGGGUUCAAGCAGCUGUGGAGGGAUUUGUUUGGGGGUCAGGGGAGGAGGAAGGGGAAGAAGGAGAGGGAGGCUGCUUGA